UGCAGACUGAUUCUGCAAACAUUUGUGAAAGAAUGGGUCGCUCUCAGGAGCUCAAUGAAUUCAAGCGUGGUACUGUAAUAGGUUGCCACCUGUGCAAUAAGUCCAUCCGUAAAAUUUCCUUGCUACUAAAUAUUCCAUGGUCAACUGUUAGUGGUAUUAUAACAAAGUGGAAGCAACUGGGAACAACUGCAACUCAAUCACGAACGACAGAACGAGGCCAGCGCAUGCUAAAGCGCACAGUGCGCAGAUGUCGCCAACUGUCUGCAGAGUCAAUAACUAAAGACCUCCAACCUUUGCGUGGCCUUCAGAUUAGCACAAAAACAGUGCAUAGAGAGCUUCAUGGAAUGGGUUUCCAUGGC
Staurois parvus is the source of this 359-nucleotide messenger RNA. NCBI's taxonomy places the organism in Eukaryota, Metazoa, Chordata, Amphibia, Anura, Ranidae. The record is from the annotation of a GenBank genome assembly.